Nothoprocta perdicaria is the source of this 1350-nucleotide messenger RNA. Its product is annotated as transcription factor COE1. Gene Ontology annotation, biological process: regulation of transcription by RNA polymerase II. Gene Ontology annotation, molecular function: DNA-binding transcription factor activity, RNA polymerase II-specific; RNA polymerase II cis-regulatory region sequence-specific DNA binding. Lineage: Eukaryota; Metazoa; Chordata; Aves; Tinamiformes; Tinamidae. The record is from RefSeq and is a predicted model, not a curated record. The transcript has 11 exons. Bases 94 to 1248 code for a protein of 384 amino acids.
AAUUUUGUGCCUGGUUCAGACUGGAGGUUCUUCUUGAAAUUUUUUCUCAAAUGUAACCAAAAUUGCCUAAAAAAUGCAGGAAACCCUCGAGACAUGCGUCGAUUUCAGGUUGUGGUGUCUACAACAGUCAAUGUUGAUGGCCAUGUGUUGGCAGUGUCGGACAAUAUGUUUGUACACAACAAUUCCAAGCACGGGCGGAGAGCUCGAAGACUUGAUCCCUCGGAAGGUACGCCUUCUUAUCUGGAACAUGCUACACCAUGUAUCAAAGCCAUCAGUCCAAGUGAAGGAUGGACUACAGGAGGUGCCACUGUCAUCAUCAUAGGAGACAAUUUCUUUGAUGGGUUACAGGUCAUAUUCGGCACCAUGCUGGUUUGGAGUGAGCUGAUUACUCCUCAUGCCAUCCGAGUGCAGACGCCUCCUCGACAUAUCCCAGGGGUUGUAGAAGUCACAUUGUCCUACAAGUCUAAGCAGUUCUGCAAGGGAACGCCUGGAAGAUUCAUUUACACAGCUCUGAACGAACCCACCAUUGACUACGGUUUCCAAAGGUUACAGAAGGUUAUCCCCCGGCACCCUGGUGACCCCGAACGCUUGCCAAAGGAAGUAAUACUUAARAGGGCGGCUGAUUUAGUAGAAGCACUCUACGGUAUGCCACAUAAUAACCAGGAAAUAAUCCUGAAAAGAGCCGCGGACAUCGCGGAAGCCCUCUACAGCGUUCCCCGCAACCACAACCAGCUCCCGGCCCUGGCCAACACGUCGGUCCACGCCGGGAUGAUGGGAGUGAACUCCUUCAGCGGUCAACUAGCUGUCAACGUCUCCGAAGCCUCGCAGGCCACCAAUCAGGGUUUUACUCGCAACUCGAGCAGCGUGUCACCUCAUGGGUAUGUGCCAAGCACCACCCCUCAGCAGACAAAUUAUAACUCUGUCACAACAAGCAUGAAUGGCUAUGGGAAUGCUGGAAUGUCAAAUUUAGGCGGUUCUCCAACCUUCCUGAACGGAUCUGCUGCCAAUUCUCCCUAUGCCAUUGUGCCAUCGAGUCCAACAAUGGCCUCCUCCACUAGCCUCCCCUCAAACUGUAGCAGUUCCUCUGGGAUUUUCUCCUUCUCACCAGCCAACAUGGUCUCAGCGGUGAAACAGAAGAGUGCUUUCGCGCCUGUGGUGAGACCGCAAACUUCUCCUCCUCCCACCUGCACCAGCACCAACGGCAAUAGCCUGCAAGCUAUAUCUGGCAUGAUUGUUCCCCCCAUGUGAAAGAAUUGCCUUGAAGAAUUUUAUUAAUGAAGAGGUUGAAUUCUGCUUCAGAGAGAAUCUGAUACAAGUCCCAGAGUGGAACUUUUUACUCAGGCCUUUUUA